Molecule: messenger RNA, 4404 nt
Organism: Megalobrama amblycephala (Wuchang bream)
Lineage: Eukaryota; Metazoa; Chordata; Actinopteri; Cypriniformes; Xenocyprididae
Product: protein phosphatase 1H-like
Exons: 10
Coding region: 247-1809 (520 amino acids)
Biological process (GO): protein dephosphorylation
Molecular function (GO): protein serine/threonine phosphatase activity
Source: RefSeq, a predicted model, not a curated record
UACUGUAUUCAUCAUCAGGUCCUGCGCAAGUCCCACGCAAGCUGUCAUCGUUUAAGCCGCUCAGAAAACAGAUCCAUGAGAUCACAUGACCUCUAAUCUUUGGACUAUUUCCGCUUUGGUUCAGACACUGACUGGAAAAUUUGUGAAGCGAGCACGAUUCAUUCAACGCGUCUCAGGGCUGUGGAUCGUGCUGGCAGGGGACCAUCGGGCAGAAGGAGACGCACAAACAAACGGCGCUCCGCAGACAUGCUCACGCGCGUCAAAUCCGCAGUUGCCAGCUUCAUGGGUGGAAUCAUGGCUGUAUCGUCUAUUAAUAAUAAUGAACGUUCGGGUGGCUCGGACCUGCCGCUCAAAUACCCCUACAUGAGACCGAAGUUUCUAGGACUGUCGCCGGAUGAGAUCGAGUGCUCGGCGGAUCACAUCGCUAGACCUAUCCUGAUCCUGAAAGAGACUUGCAGGUUGCCGUGGGCGACGGGAUACGCAGAGGUAAUAAAUGCAGGUAAGAGUGCCCUGAAUGAGGACCAGGCAUGCUGUGAGGUUGUACUGGUUAAGAAGAAACCUAUAGGACCCUUGACACCCAGAAAGACGUCUACAAGUAGAAGAAGGUCAUCCCUUCCCAAUAGUGUUGACAUGGGAAUGUGGGAAAAUUAUGCUUGUAUUUGUCCACAAGACUCAGAAGGGCUGAUCUUCCAUUACUGGGCACUGUUUGAUGGUCAUGCUGGUUCAGGAGCAGCAGUGGUGGCUUCCAGACUUCUACACCAACACAUUGUGGAGCAGCUCCAAGGUGUACUGGAGGUCCUAUCUAACCUGACGUCUCUUCCACCAACUGUAUUGGGUGAUGAACCCAGUCACCACCCAUCCCCAUGCACACAUCGGGCCCUCACCCGGGCUGCAUCCCUACGUGGGGCCACUGGUGCACCUGGCUCCCCCUGCACCCCUCCUACACGGUUCUUUGUGGAGAAGAAGAUCCAUCAUGAAAGCCUUGUGAUUGGUGCCUUGGAGAAUGCCUUCAAGGAUAUGGAUGCCCAAAUCGAGAGGGAAAAAUCUAUAUACAACAUCUCUGGUGGCUGCACUGUGCUUGUAGUUGUCUUUCUGCUGGGAAAGCUGUAUGUUGCCAAUGCUGGAGAUAGCAGAGCCAUUAUAAUCAGAAAUGGAGAAAUAGUUCCUAUGUCCACAGAAUUCACCCCUGAGUCCGAGAGACAAAGACUUCAGUUCCUUGGUUUCAUGCAGCCCCAUCUGUUAGGAGGAGAGUUCACACACUUGGAGUUCCCCAGAAGGGUGCAAAGGAAGGAGGUGGGCAAGAAGAUGUUGUACCGAGACUUCACCAUGACUGGCUGGGCUUAUAAAACCAUUGAGGAUGAGGACCUCAGGUUUCCUUUGAUAUAUGGAGAAGGAAAAAAGGCACGAGUGAUGGCUACCAUAGGUGUGACUCGUGGUUUAGGAGACCAUGACCUCAAAGUCCAUGACUCCAACAUCUAUAUUAAACCCUUUCUGUCCUGCUUUCCAGAGGUGAAAAUGUAUAACCUGACACAAUAUGAGCAUGGAGCAGAUGAUGUGCUAGUCAUGGGAACUGAUGGCCUGUGGGAUGUCCUUUCUAAUGAGGAAGUAGCAGAGACUGUCACCUCAUUCCUGGCCAACUGUGAUCCCGAUGACCUUCACAGGUACACAAUGGCAGCCCAGGACCUGGUGAUGCGAGCCAGAGGAGUUCUGAGGGACCAGGGUUGGCGAAUCGACAAUGAUCGGCUUGGCUCUGGGGAUGACAUUUCUGUUUAUAUAAUUCCCUUGAUGUAUGGUAACCGUCAGCCAUAGUAGGUAACCUACUAAAGGUAACCUAAAGUGCCCAGCACUUCUUUUUUUUUUUUUUACCCUGAUAUGUUUAAACUUACUUCCUCCCUUCUCUCUUUGGGUCAGUAUAAUGUGGUAAAUGAGUCUACUGUAGUAACACCCAUCACAACACCCAAUAACACUGUAUGUCCUCUUCUAAGCAUGAUAGAAAUGUUAAUACCUGAACCCCUUUCCAUGUGACCCCAGACUGACCAAGUCUGUUUCUGCAUGGCUUUGAAAGUUUUUAAAAGUUUUUAAUUUUUCUUUCUUUGUUUUUAUCCAGGACAGGCAGUAAGGAUAUUUCUAAAUGCCAAUUGUUUAUAUUCUUGUCACUUCUGAGGAACUAUAAUACACUUUUCCUUAGUGAUAUAUAUAUAAGUGAAAAAAGGAUAAUAACUGACAAUAUGAUUUUAAUGAAUUUGUUUCACAUUUCUGUAGCUAUGAAUAAUUAUUAAAGUAUUUUUGUUUGUCUGUUUGUGUUUGUUUUAUUUUGUUUGGUUUUGGGUUUUUAUUGUAUCCACCCACAGUUGUACAGCAAUGUUUUUAUGUUAUUGGUUUGACACCCUUCCUGUCCUCUAUAGGAUAUCUUCUGAUUUGCAAGAUGUGGGUUAUUGAUAUCAAUGUAAUAUGUGUUCAUUUGGUUAACCCCUUAAGCCCGAAGUGUACCGCCGGCGGGACCCCUCCCACCUCCCACCCCCCCGAUUCAGAUACAGCUGCCCUGCUAUAUCUGAAUCAGACUCCUGAAUGGGACUUGUUUGAUAAAUCCACAGUAAUUAACAGAAUGUAAAUUUAACUCGUUUAACAUAAAGUCCACAACCUGAACCACUAUUACAGUACAAUCUGAACCGCACCAGCAUUAAAAUAAACUUUAGACAUUUUACUUACUAUAAGUAACUUUGCAGCUAGAUGUCAGCUCUCAUCAAUUUGCAACUACAUGUCAGUUAACUCUCAUUAGAUUAUUAGUAGGGUUAGGGAGUAGGAACAUAAAUGAACAAGGCCUUACCAAAUGUGCACAGCAACACAUUCCAGAGAUCAGGUAGAUUUCCGACUGAACAAUUAGAAGGUUGUAAUACUUGUCGAUGGCAACUAUCUUUCCCAUGACUGCUUAAUCUCAACUGUGGAGGGGGUGGGGGUUGUAACGAAUGUCAGGAUGAUUUACAAAAGCAGCAUUUUUAACAGAUAUUUAAGUGAACUCAUUUCUUUGGCUUAAGCAGACAGCAGUAUCAACAAAUCUACUAAUAAACUUUAUUAGUUACUAAGAAUUGAUUUUAAAGGUUUUUAUGUAUCAUGUAAAUUGUAUGUAAUCUGUGGAGUUAUUCCUUUGUGUUAAACAGUUAUUACAGCAACCUUUUUAUUAACUUCUACCUCAUUUAUAGGAGAUACCUCAUAUUUGGUAUGUCUUUGACAGUUAAAAGAUUUCCUGGAAAUUGACUUUCAGACACAUCAUUUGCUUUGUUCCGAAACAGGGACUUAAUUUGUUACAAUGUUGCAUUUUCUUCUUGGUUCAUUGGCAACAUUUUAAAGCAUACCAAAAUUGUUUAUACAAGUCAUAUGUGAGGAAAAACUCUUAUUGGUCAGAGUUUCCUCUGAGUCAUCCAUCAAGACCAUAAUUCACUGAUCCAACAUCAGCCACAGUACAACAGUGCAAGUGCACUCUCCACACAACACCAGCUAUAGGUGGAGAGGAGAAAGUGAUCUAGCCAAUUUAGUUUGUAGAAUAAGUUGACAUACUUGCAAAUUUACUUAUAUUCAGUAGAAUGUCUGUUAGGGGAACAUCAAAAUAAACUGUUAGCAGAUAUUAAGUAGACAUUCUACUAAUACUCUAAUAACUUGUUGUUGCAAAGUUACUUAUAGUAAGUAAAUGUCUAAAGUGUUAAAAUAAAUGUACUAAUCCAUCACCAGUUUUCACAUCAGGGAGAGAGUCUAAAAAUGAGAGGGUGUUUCUAUGUUUGCUAAUAGUGCACUUUCAAAUGUUUACAUUUUUACUGUCAUAUUUCAAUUUUUGCAAGCUGUUUGAGCAUGGUAUACCAAGGAAGUUUCUUAUGAUCUAGCCACUGGGGGGUAGGGGGGGGGGGGGUUGUUGUUGUUGUUGUUUUGGUUGUUUGUUUGUUUUUUGACCAAGCUUAUUUGAAUUUUGAAUUAUAGGUAAUAAAGGGGGUCAUUUGGUCUUUACUUAAAUAUUUGCUCUUUACUUAAAUUUGUGCUUCUGGAGCACCUUAAAUAUUUGUUUUUUCAUUGCAUGCCAUACUAUUUAUUCAAAAACAAAAAAAUGUUGUUCUUUUUCAGGUUUCAAUUACAUAUACAGUUGCAACAUAUGUAAAAAUUAUUUUGUGCUGAUUAUGCCUCAGUGUUUUUUUUAACAGUCACCUUGCUUUUUCAUCUCAUUUGAUUUUGUCCUAUAUGUUGUAUACAGAAAUAUAAUAAACAACCUAGAGAACCAUUUACAUACUUGAUUCACCAUUGUGAAAGUGUAAUGUAUAUUUUGUAACAUGAAAAUGAAUUAUAUUUUUGUUUGUUAUUUAAAACAAAACUAGGGACCACAUAUUUCUGUAUUUAAAAAAAAUAAAGAGUAUGAUGGUU